ACGAGGCAAGGAGCGCGAGGUAUCGAUAGCUCGCCGGAUCAGUUCAGGACGGGAGAUGCGCGCACGCGUCAGCAAGCCGACAAUGCGUUAGUCGGCUUUUCCCGUCGCGGCUCCACCGAUGCCAAGGCGCCACACGGGGGGCGCUGCCUGUGGACUGCUCGAGGACUCUGCCCCCGGGGGCCGAGACCCCGUCGCGCGGGAGACAUCGAGGACUGCUAGACACCCGGGACUGCCGGAGGAGGUUGCGCGCCAUGCCGUGUCUGUGACCGUCGCGACACCGGGGCUGCCGCGAGGCGAGGGGUCGAUAGUCGCGCGAUGAGUGUCGACGCGGGGUCGAGGGGUCGCGGCGUGCUGCGGCCCGUGGCGCGCAAGCAGCCGGCCGUCGCGUCCAGGCAGCUCAAGUUCGGCGUGGACCGCAUCCUGUCGCCGGACAUCUCGCCGGCGGCGGCGCGGGUUCCUGAGGCCUGGGCCUGUCCGCCGCCCCCGGACCUCGGAUCUGCCCGCGGCGCUGAGCUGCCCUGCGCCGAGUGUGUCGGCUCGCUCCUGCGCUGCUGUCGCCUCAGCAGCGAGCCCUGCUACGCCGGCUACUACGCCACGCUGCACGCGCCUAGGCCGCUACGACCCUUCACCAGCCUGGUGGGGUCGGAGGCCCCCCGCGGCGGGGCGGAGCCACCCGGGCCGGGCGCCAAGAGGAGGCGCUCCUGGUCGCGCGCCGUCUUCUCCAACCUGCAGCGCAAGGGCCUGGAGAAGCGCUUCCAGCUCCAGAAGUACAUCACCAAGCCGGACCGGCGCCAGCUGGCCGCCACGCUGGGCCUCACCGACGCCCAGGUGAAGGUGUGGUUCCAGAACCGCCGCAUGAAGUGGCGGCACAGCAAGGAGGGCAAGCACGCCCCCGCAGACGCGGGGCAGGCGCGCGACGAGGCGGGGCGCCCCGACUCCACCCAGGGCGAGGAGCUCAUCGACGUGCACACCGUGGACAGCUGAGGGGGCAGGGGGUCACCUACACUCGCACGUGCACUGCCGUGAGCGGGGAAAAAAAAACUAUCACAAACGUGAAAAGAUCAAACACACAAAAAUGUGUUUUCCACCAAAUACUGGUCACUAAAGUAAAACCUUGUAAAGAAAAUUCUGAAAUUACAAAAUAUUUA
This is a messenger RNA of Bacillus rossius redtenbacheri, 1148 nucleotides long. Its product is annotated as H2.0-like homeobox protein. Lineage: Eukaryota; Metazoa; Arthropoda; Insecta; Phasmatodea; Bacillidae. Gene Ontology annotation, molecular function: sequence-specific DNA binding; DNA-binding transcription factor activity, RNA polymerase II-specific. Gene Ontology annotation, biological process: regulation of DNA-templated transcription. The coding region runs from base 316 to 984 and encodes 222 amino acids. The transcript has 4 exons. The record is from RefSeq and is a predicted model, not a curated record.